Molecule: messenger RNA, 1365 nt
Organism: Ylistrum balloti
Lineage: Eukaryota; Metazoa; Mollusca; Bivalvia; Pectinida; Pectinidae
Product: alpha-1B adrenergic receptor-like
Exons: 2
Coding region: 1-1365 (454 amino acids)
Biological process (GO): G protein-coupled receptor signaling pathway
Cellular component (GO): membrane
Molecular function (GO): G protein-coupled receptor activity
Source: RefSeq, a predicted model, not a curated record
AUGGAAUCAAAUGUUACACAGAUGAGUUCAGGUCAGUCUGUAUAUGAGCUUACAGACGGGGGCUCUUUAGUCGAACUCUACAUCGAGGGAGCCGUUUUGUUUAUAAUAUGUCUUUUGGCUAUUGGCGGAAAUACCUGUAUUUGGAUAAUUAUUUGUCGGACCAAGGAACUCCGAACCAUGACAAAUUAUUUCAUACUUGGCCUGACAACAGCAGAUUGGCUGGUCUCUGUGUGUAACAUGCCUGUUACGGUCUUCACUCUGUUCGCAGGGGGAGUUUGGCUAUUAUCAGCGGAUGCUUGCAGGGUAUUUGGCUUUGUGAAUAUGUUAACUCUCGUGACAAGUGUUUUGUCCCUGUGCAACAUAAGUAUAAAUAGAUAUAUUAUGGUAUGUAAGCCGAUCUACUUCAGGAAAAUCUACACGAGACGAAACACUGCACUGAUGAUAACAGGUUGUGUGACGCUGUCGGUUGUGAUAUCGCUCCCUCCACUAUUCGGAUGGUCAGAGUACGACUUCAUAAAAGUACAAUCUUUCUGCUUCUGUGAUUGGACAGUGGAACCAUCGUACGCUUUCUUCAUGAUCAGCUGUUGUUUCGGAGUUCCGUUUGGUGUUAUGACCGUUUGCAAUAUCUUGAUAUUUAGGACCGUAAGAGCUAGUAAGAGAAAACUGGCUCCACAGGUCCCCAAGUCAUCCAACGGACCCAUCAGUUGUCAGACUAUACCGGAAAAAUCCGACGAGGAUAAUACGGAGUCACCAAAACAUUCCAAGGAGAAGUAUUUAACUGUUCCGAAUGACGUCGCUGCGGCACCAAUUCCAGAAGACGAGGACACUUCAACAAUCACGUCACACGAAAAGGAGCAACUAACGAAGAGGAAAACAAAAGACAACGUAGCUGUUGGUUCUAUUUCAGGAAACACCACUUCGGGGAAUACCCUCGAGAAAACGUCUACGUCAGACCUAAUCACGGUUUACUUACCAGAGGACGAAUCGAAAUCAAACUAUGAAAACACGACUACUAGUAAUACUAAAUAUGAUGUGUGUGUGACGAAAGCGAGCGGAAAAUCUGUCAAAAAACACAGAAUUUUUCGAAUUCAUAGAAAAAGCAAACACGGGAAAGCUCGUGCUGAGGAGAUUCGACUUGCAAUAGCUUUAGCCGUUGUGGUGGUCACUUUUUUCUGUUGUUGGUUUCCUUACUGUAUAAGUAUGAUACUAUCAAUGUUCGUCCCGACAGGGGUCCCUAGGGGAGUACAUAUGACAACCCUUCUGAUCGGAUAUUUAAACAGUGCUUGUAAUCCAGUCAUUUACGGUGUCAUGAACAGAAAGUUCGGAGACGGUUUCAGAAGAAUAUUUUGUUGCUUUAGAAAAUGA